Molecule: messenger RNA, 1618 nt
Organism: Austrofundulus limnaeus
Lineage: Eukaryota; Metazoa; Chordata; Actinopteri; Cyprinodontiformes; Rivulidae
Gene: prkag3a
Product: protein kinase, AMP-activated, gamma 3a non-catalytic subunit
Exons: 12
Coding region: 61-1074 (337 amino acids)
Biological process (GO): regulation of catalytic activity; protein phosphorylation
Cellular component (GO): cytoplasm; nucleus; nucleotide-activated protein kinase complex
Molecular function (GO): protein kinase regulator activity; protein kinase binding; AMP binding
Source: RefSeq, a predicted model, not a curated record
GGUAACAAACCCAACGGUCCUCUUCGUUCCAGACCAGCUUUUUCAUGGACGUACAGAACAAUGGAGCCUCGUAUUCCGCAGAUGUCCUGUUUGCACAUGAAGCUGGAGACACAAAAGCAAGAGGCAGAUGCCACCAUCUACAUGGAUUUCAUGAAAAAUCACAGCUGCUAUGACGCUAUUCCGAUCAGCUGUAAAUUAGUCAUUUUUGACACAGCAUUACAAGUGAAAAAGGCCUUUCUUGCUCUGGUGGCGAACGGCCUGAGGGCUGCACCUCUGUGGGACARCAAGCUGCAGAGGUUUGUGGGCAUGUUGACCAUUACAGAUUUUAUCAAUAUCCUCCACUGCUAUUACAAGUCACCAAUGGUCCAAAUUUAUGGUCUGGAGAGCCACAAGAUUGAAACAUGGAGAGGUGAUUCAUUUCAAAAUGUGUACUUACACAAUCCUAGUCAGUUUCUCAUCAGUAUUUCUCCAGAGGCCAGCCUCUUCGAUGCCAUCUACUCUUUACUGAGAUACAGAAUCCACAGGCUGCCUGUCAUCGAUCCAGAGUCUGGAAACGUCCUCCACAUUCUGACCCACAAAAGAAUCCUCAAGUUCCUCUAUAUCUUUUGGACAAAGGUUCCCAGGCCGGCAUUUGUCCAAAAGCAGAUCCAGGAACUUGGAAUAGGAACUUUCAGGAACAUUGCCACAAUCCAACAGACAGCGUUACUUUACGAUGCUCUCUCUAUAUUUGUAGAGAGGCGGGUGUCGGCUCUUCCAGUGGUGGACAAUCAAGGAAAAGUGGUGGCACUGUACUCAAGAUUUGAUGUCAUUAAUCUGGCAGCCCAGAAGACCUAUAACAAUCUGGACGUAACAAUACAAGAAGCCAUUCGCAGUCGCACGUGUAAUGUUGAAGGUGUCAUCACCUGCUAUCCUGAUGAAACAUUAGAUGUGAUUAUAGAACGAAUAGUCAAAGCUGAGGUCCACCGGCUGGUUCUGGUGGACAGGGCUGAUGUGGUAAAGGGUAUUAUCUCGCUGUCGGACCUGCUGCAGGCUUUGGUCUUAACGCCUGCGUGUAUUGAUGCCCUUUUGUCCUAGCAGUGGAUGUUGGAGGUUCCCCUUUUCUGCUCCACUUUAUCUCCCACUCCUUGUAACCCUCCACCCUGUGAUCUGAAGUCAGCAGCAAUCAAUCUACUUUUAUUUAAUUGUGCUCCUCUGCUUGACUGACACAUUACCUCAUUUUGUAAAGACUGUGUUUAAAUAGAUUUCUGUCUGAAUGUCGUGUUUUUCAGAAGUGAAACAAAAGUUAAUUACGUGGAGGAAAAAUUCCUAGCUGUGCUGAAAACAGCAUAAUGAUCAGUGUUUUUGAAAAUAAGACAGGGAGAGUUGAACUCCGUAUGCCCCCUGUAUAAUGUUCCCACCUGAUUAAAUCGAUGAAUGUUUUAUUUUUUUAAUGAAAUCAUGUCAUCAAUUGCUGAAGUGUUUCAUUUAAUAAGCCUCAGAACAAAAGUUCAAUCAACACUACUCUAACCGCUUGGUGGUGCUUCACCCUACAGUAAAAGAAAGCACGUGACUACUUUUCUACUCUUGCUGACCCUGGUGAAGCGGAAAUUUGUCUCUCCUUUAAAAUAAAAUGAGUUUA